This is a messenger RNA of Myripristis murdjan (pinecone soldierfish), 1919 nucleotides long. RefSeq names its product sorting nexin 7 (gene snx7). Bases 75 to 1334 code for a protein of 419 amino acids. The transcript has 9 exons. Gene Ontology annotation, molecular function: phosphatidylinositol binding. Gene Ontology annotation, cellular component: phagophore assembly site; early endosome. The record is from RefSeq and is a predicted model, not a curated record. NCBI's taxonomy places the organism in Eukaryota, Metazoa, Chordata, Actinopteri, Holocentriformes, Holocentridae. Gene Ontology annotation, biological process: protein transport; reticulophagy; autophagy of mitochondrion.
CAGCUGUGAAGUUGUAGAAGUUUAUCUGAGGCUUUUCUGAUGAGUCGUGAGCGUUUAGAAAGUUUCAGUGUGAGAUGAGCAGCCCGACGGUCCCUGCAGACUUCUCAGGACACAUGUUGGACCUGGACGAAGACGAAGACCUGGAGGUUUUCACCAAGAAAACAUCCAUGACAGAUGGAAGUCCUAUGCCCAACUCUCCCAGCUCCAUGGUUAACCAGUACGGCCUGGAUGAAGAAGAGGAGGAACAGGGCACCAGUACCAAAGACAUCUUCAUCACUGUUGACAACCCUGAGAGCCAGGUCACUGCCAUUGAGACCUUCAUCAUGUACAGAGUAGUUACCAAGACUACGCGUAGUGAAUUUGAUUCCAGUGAGUAUGAGGUACGUCGGCGUUACCAAGAUUUUGUGUGGCUCAGAGGCAGACUGGAGGAAUCCCAACCAACGCUCAUCGUCCAUCCCCUACCAGAGAAGUUUGUGAUGAAGGGAAUGGUGGAGCGCUUUAAUGAGGAUUUCAUCGAGACGAGGAGGAAAGCCCUCCACCGCUUCCUCAACAAGAUCUCUGAGCAUCCCAUCCUGUCCAGCAGCGAGCACUUCAAAGUCUUCCUCACUGCCCAGGAGUUGACACCUCACAGGAAGCAGGGUCCAAGCUUCUUAAGCCGGAUGGGGGAGACAGUGAGGGCAGUGGCAAAUUCUGUACGAGGCUUGAGAAGCCGGCCAGAGGAGUUUGUAAUCAUGCAGGAGUAUGUGGAGGACUUCAGCAACAAGAUUUCCUCCAUGGACAAAGUCACCCAGAGGAUCAUCAAGGAACAGAAAGAGUACCUAGAUGAGCUGGGGCAGUACAGCCCCACCUAUACCCAGUGGGCCGGGGCAGAGGAGGAGCUGGCCGAGCCGCUGAAGGGCAUGGCCGGCUGCGUAGAGCUGUGCAACAAGGAAACAGAAGAAUUGAUCAGCCAUCUCGCUGAUGUCCUGGUACCCGCCCUACAUGAGUACGUCCUCUGUGCUGAGACACUGAAGACUGUGAUGAAGAGGAGAGACAACAUCCAGGCUGACUUUGAAUCCAAGAGUGAGGCCCUGGCUGCCAAGAAAGUUGACCAAGAAGCACUGAAGGAGGAAGUGGAUGCUCUGGCAGACCGGGUAGAGUUGGCCAAUAACGCUUUGAAGGGAGACUGGUCCCGCUGGCAGAACAGCAUGAGGACUGAUCUCAAAUCAGCCUUUGUUGCCACCGCUGAGAAGAAUGUGGAAUACUAUGAGAAGUGUCUGGCUGUUUGGGAGAGAUUCCUCCUCUCACAGAGGACGGAGCCCAGCGAGGAGCAAGCUGGAGAAGACGCCUCUUAAUGUCUGGAGAUGGACGGGGUCCCACUAAUCAACCAGAAGUGCCCAAAAGUGCCCAGGGGUGCUAAAAGCUCAAAUGUACCUAAAAGUAUCCCAAAGAACCCAAAAAUGCUCUGUUAUUCACAACUGAUGAAAAGUAAAAGUACCGCAAAGGCCUCAAACAGUUACCCAAAAGUACCCCAAAGUGCGUACUUGGGUUACAUUUGGGUGACAGUUUGAGCACCUUGGGGUACUUCUGUGUGUUAAUUAGGAUGCAGUGCACCUUCUGCCUAUAACACCUCCCUAAAAACUAUGGAGAAUCUUCAAAUAUAGACUCUCAAUCAGCUUUCAUGCAUUGUAUAUGAAAACACACACACACACACACACACACACACACACACACACACACACACACAUUCUUUCAUUCUUUCUCUUUCUACCAGAGGAACCAAAGAGGUUGAUCCCAGUCUCAUCAUUCCAGUCAUGAUUCAAAAUCACUAAAGCACAGACUGUGCUGUAUAUGAAGUCUGAGUUUACACACUUCCAUGUGCAUGGCCAGCCACUAAAGGUAAAAUACACUCUAAAACACUGUUUAAAAAGAAAAAAAAG